UGAAAACAAAGUUUGAGACAAUCAUUGACUCAUUGAGUGAUUGCUUUGAAUUGAAUUACAAUUGAUUUGACAAUUGAUUGCAUGAUUGAAGACAAACGAUGUCCACGACUAUGGACUCGAAGGCCAACCCGUUGUCCAACAAAAUCAAUAAAAUACUCAAUCAACCCAUGGAUAGAGAGACAUUGGAGGCGUUGGUGAGUGUGUCGGAUGUGCUUCAAGACAAUAACCUCCAGAGUCGGCGCCAUUUGAGGACUGAUAUCGAGAGACAGAGUCUGAAGAUCACCGAAGAGUUUGUCAAUUGUUUCGAUGCAUUGAAGCACUCUUUGAAUGACUUGUUUUCAAACGUCAAUCAAAUGAACCAAAACUGCAAACAAAUGAUCGAAAGGAUUGAGACCACAAGAACCCAAACCUCGCAUCUUCUCAAACAAACCAAUCAAUUGAGUGAAGAAUUAAAGGGAAUAGAAGUGAAGGAAUUGGUGACCAAUCGUUUCAUUAAUGAGUUUCAACUGAAACCCGAAGAACUGAUGACAAUCAACAACACCAACGAUGACAUCGACGACCACUUCUUCGAGAUAAUCGCAAAAGUGCGCAAAAUUCACGAAAAGUCGAAACUAUUGCUCACUAAUAGUCAACACACGACUGGAAUCGAAAUCAUGGAUUCAAUGGCUCUGCACGAAGAGGCAGCCAAUGAGCGGCUCUAUCGGUGGACUCUAAACAUAUUGCGAGGGAUCAGUUCGGAUGUGAUUGAAGUUCAUCCGCAGCUGUUCCGAGCCAUGGCUUGUCUCGAGGAGAGGGAAAUACUCUUCAAAUACUGUUUGGAUGAAUACGUGACGGUUCGCCGAUCGGCUGUUGUCCGCAAUUUUAUCGAAGCGCUCACCAGAGGCCGACCCAACGCUAACAGCCCUCCCAUUGAGAGCCAUAGCCAUGAUGUGAUCCGAUAUGUGGGCGAUAUGUUCGCGUUUCUGCACCAAUCGGUCGCCAAUGAGAGGGAAAUGAUCGACACUUUACUCAAGUUAUGCGACAAACAAAAGCUGUCGACCUCUGGUUUGGCCAACACUUGCAUCGCAUCCAUAACUGAAGGUUUGUGUCGACCCCUGAAGGUAAGGGUCGAACAGAGCUUAAUAUCGGACAACACGAGUGCCGCGAAAAGCGGUCCAUCCGUAUACUAUGGCAUCAAAAACAUAAUCGGCUUUUAUGUGCACACAUUGACACAAACACAGCUCCUGACCCCCGACUCGCCCUUCAUUUAUACGCUCAAAGAGUUGCAGACAUUGAGUGAUAAGAUAUUCUACAAUAGUCUCAACUAUAGUGUCGCCCGAAUCGGCAAAUCCGAGGCCACUAGUGAUGUGGAAGUGCCGGCCAGUGAUCUAAAGCCCACGCAAUCCGUGACACAAAUCGUUGCGGUUCUCAAAGAAGUGCUUUUGUGUCAAAACUCUAGUCUCACGUCAGAUGAGGAGAGGGAGCGAGAAGUGCAACAAAUCCUGUCGACAGUCAUCGAGCCGUUGAUCCACUCGUGUAUUAUCUCUGCGUCCAAACUGACGGCUCUAGAAAUGGCUGUCUUUCUCGUCAACUGUCUCUUCGCUAUCAAUGAAACACUUUCUAACCAUCGCUUCACCGAUCGUUUCAAAGACAUGAUUACACAGCAAACUGAUGGACACAUUGACACUCUGGUGAACGAACAGAUAUCGCAUAUAAUCUCUUAUUUGGGAUUAAGUCCUCUUCAGAACGCAAUCCAACAAAAAGACGAUCUAAUGAUCCCUUUGUCUCAACUCUCGGGAUGUGAUUCACUGGCCAUCCGUUCGGCGAUGCUAAAAAUGGAUUCAUUUAUCUCUCGUCCGACAGAUCUAGUGCUCAGUCAGAGCUCACAUCUCAUUGACUCAAACACUAAGCAGUUGGUGUGGAAGCGAUCUCUGGAAGCGAUUUGUUUGAUAUACGAAGAGAUGUAUGAAUUGGUGACCAAUGGUGUUAACCAAUACGUGGACCCCUUAUCACUGAUGAACUAUAAACCGGAUCAAAUGAAAAUGCUUUUGUUGAGUGCUAUAAUAGGGAAGCGAUUGCAUCGACAGUACUGUCGGUACAGACACUACGGAACAGACACUCCAUUCGUGCGGACACUCGACGGACAGGCGUUCAUACGAGACGUGAGGGAGAGGGAGGAAAUCGGUGGUUAUGACACGGAUGAGGAACUGGAUCUCUUGGACACCAAAUACUUUACGCCACAGACUCUGGAUUUGUUGGCAAUUAAGUUGACUGAAGACACGAACGACUGUCCACUGCUUCCCAACCCAUACAUUAAAACCGCCGAUCACUAUUUGUAA
Messenger RNA from Oppiella nova, 2318 nucleotides. The record is from the annotation of a GenBank genome assembly. NCBI's taxonomy places the organism in Eukaryota, Metazoa, Arthropoda, Arachnida, Sarcoptiformes, Oppiidae.